AUGGUUUUACCACAAAUUUCUGGAACACUACAAAAUCGUAAAAACAAAAUAUCUAACGAAAUAGACACCACAGGAAGAAGAUAUAUAUUUACAGUAAGAGGUGACUCUUAUCCUCGAUUAAGACGAUUAAACAAUGCCAAGAAAUCAACAAAUUGCAAAUAUUGUGAUAAGAAUGACCAAUACAUAGAUAUUCUUGAAGCUCGUUUAGACGACAUAGAUCAUUUU
Molecule: messenger RNA, 225 nt
Organism: Ambispora gerdemannii
Lineage: Eukaryota; Fungi; Glomeromycota; Glomeromycetes; Archaeosporales; Ambisporaceae
Source: the annotation of a GenBank genome assembly